CCGCCGCCGCCGCUGCUUGCCCCUGCGCGUUCGGCGGGGGAGGAGCCGGAGGCGGAGAAGAAGGCGGUGGUGGCGGUUGGAGGAUCCAGCGCUGUUCUCGUUCUGGAGCCGCUGCAUAUUUCGAUCCCUAUUCUUUCUUUUCCUGGCCCAUUGACAUGGAAAUAAAUCUCUGCUUUUUCUUUAUUCGGAACUGAUGUGACUUGUGCAUCUCAAAGGAGGGUGGGGUGAGCAGGGACCUUCUCAUUUGUGCCACAUCUGAAUUGGAGACCUUAACUAUAGGAAUCUUCUGCCACUUAUCUGUUGUGAGUAAAAACUGAAUCACAUCCAUAAUUCCUCUGAACUGGGCACCAGAAAACUUCCAUAUAUGUCACAGUACGCUGAAAAAGAGCCAACAGCAAUGGAUCAAGAAUCUGGCAAGUCUGCCUGGCCCAAACCAGCAGGAGGGUAUCAGACAAUUACAGGCAGGAGAUAUGGAAGAAGACAUGCGUAUGUCAGUUUUAAACCAUGUAUGAUCAGGCAUGAAAGAAGCUUAGGUCAAGCUCGUGAUGACUAUGAAGUGUUGGAGCUAGAUGAUGUUCCAAAGGAAAAUUGCUCAGGUUCCAGUCCACUGGAUCACAUUCAUUCUUCUUUACCCAGUGAAUCUUUGUUUGAACGGAGUGAGACAGUGAUUCCCACUUCUGGUACAGCAGUGAAUCAGACCACUGAGAGCAGUCCAUCUUUUGCUGCAGAACAUCAGAGUGAAGAAGUUAGAGUGACCAUAGGAAGCAAUACAGAUCUUCAUAAUCACUCUGAAGAUGAAUAUACACCAGGAGCUUGCAAUGGUUUAGGUGUCCAAAAUGGAAUUGCAUUGGCUCAAACUGACUCUUACGAUCCAGAUGGCAAACUUGGAGAGGAUAAUGACUGUCUUCAGCUUUCUGCUGAAGUUGUGGAAGGUGGUAGAUAUCAAGAAGCAUUGGGCAGUACAGUGUUUGAGUUGGAAAAUGCAGAGGUAGAGGCAUACGCAGAUCUUUCACCAUUAGUUCCCUCUCUUAACUGUGAAAUAAGAGAAGAGUUUGAAAAGUUAGAAUCAGCACCUUUAGUGAAAAGUUUUGAUGGCUAUGCUGAGUUUAUCCACCUAAACAACCAGGAGUUUCAGAGGUCCUCUUCUGAAGAGGAAGUUGUUAGAAAGAAACAAAAUAAUAGUAGCCAGGAAAGACAGAGAGAAAAUUCAACUGAAGAUUCAGCCUGUGUUCCAGGGCAUAUUUGUAGUGAACAAAACACCAGUAAAAGGGACAAUAGCCAGGGAAGUUCUCCUGAACAGGUAGUGAGACCAAAAAUCAGAAAACUGGUAAGUUCAAGCCAGGUGGACCAAGAAUCAGGUAUUAAUAGGCAUGAAGCCAAACAAAGAAAUGUUCAGAGGUGGAAGGAAGCUUUGGAAGUUGAGGAAAAUGGCUCUGAAGACCUGUUAAUAAAAUGUGAAGACUAUGAUGGAGAACAUGACUGCAUGUACAUGGAUCCACCUUACUCCAGAGUUACACAAAGGGAAGCAGAAAACAACCAAGUGACCCCAGAAAGUGGAGCCACAGGAGGAAGGCAAGAAGUUGUGGAGACCACCUUUUGGAAUGGCUGUGGAGAUUAUUACCAACUCUAUGACAAAGAUGAAGAUAGUUCAGAAUGCAGUGAUGGGGAAUGGUCUGCAUCUUUGCCUCAUCGAUUUUCUGGUACAGAAAAAGAUCAGUCCUCAAGUGAUGAAAGCUGGGAAACUCUGCCAGGAAAAGAUGAAAAUGAACCUGAACUACAGAGUGAUAGCAGUGGUCCUGAAGAAGAAAACCAAGAAUUAUCUCUUCAGGAAGGGGAGCAGACAUCUUUGGAAGAGGGAGAAAUUCCUUGGUUACAAUACAGUGAAGUCAAUGAAAGCAGCAGUGAUGAGGGAAAUGAGCCAGCCAAUGAAUUUGCACAGCCAGAAGCUUUCAUGUUGGAUGGUAACAAUAACCUUGAGGAUGACUCCAGUGUGAGUGAAGACUUAGAUGUGGACUGGAGCCUAUUUGAUGGAUUUGCAGAUGGACUAGGAGUUGCUGAAGCUAUUUCUUAUGUGGAUCCUCAAUUCCUCACCUACAUGGCACUAGAAGAACGCUUAGCCCAGGCUAUGGAGACUGCCCUGGCACAUUUAGAGUCUCUUGCCGUGGAUGUUGAGGUAGCCAAUCCACCAGCCAGUAAGGAAAGCAUUGAUGGUCUCCCAGAGACCCUUGUUCUUGAAGAUCACACUGCUAUUGGUCAGGAGCAGUGCUGUCCGAUCUGUUGCAGUGAGUAUAUUAAGGAUGAUAUAGCAACAGAGUUACCCUGUCAUCAUUUCUUUCACAAACCUUGUGUAUCAAUUUGGCUACAGAAGUCGGGAACCUGCCCUGUUUGCCGUCGUCAUUUCCCACCUGCAGUUAUUGAAGCAUCUGCAGCUGCUUCCUCCGAACUUGAUCAUGAUUCCCCACCUUCAAACGACAGUACUGCAGAAGCCCCCUAAAUCCUAACAGUUGAAAUGAGAUCAGUCUAUCAAAAGUAAAUCUGCAAAUUCCUUCUAAAUCUGAUGUGCAAAUAAUUAUAUAUAAAUAUAUUAAAAUGCUAUAUAUAGUUUAUGCCAUAGUUUAGAAAGAGAAUAUUAACCUUUCUAAACUGAAUUUAGGUUUGCAGAACGUACUAAAACCUUUCACGCUGAAUGUUGAAGCAGUGCAUCCAUUUUCUUCAGUUGAAUAUGUUGAUAUUAAUUGUAAAGUCAAGUUUAUCAGUUAAUUCCGGAAGAAAUAAUCAUCUCUGUGGCACACGUUACUGGUUUUGUCUAAACUACUGCCACUAAAUGAUUAUAAUUAAGCUUUCCUAUUUGCAUCAAAUGUGAAGACUUUGUGAUCACAACAGUAGUACAGUUUGGUUUCCUUGGAAAUAAAAAUUCUAAAGCCUGCUUUUUCAGUUGUCCCUUUGCUUUUGCUACAUCAGAACUUCUUGGUUCAUGAUACUGAGUGGUUUUUUUAGAAACCACUGUUAAAAAUUUGUUUAAAAUUAGGGCUUUUCAGAAUGCCAAACAGAGUAAAAUUCUGGCCAGACUAUCACAAAAUUUUAAAAUCUUACAUGUACUUUUCCUGAAAUGGUUAGGUAAUAAAAUAAAUUAUUUAAUAGAAUGGUGGCUAUACCUGAAUGGCUGGUGCUUUAAGUAAGGUUAGUAAAGCACAUGAAGAAUCUAGUUUGCUCAGUGCUUGGUACAAUGAGAUUAAUUAGAUUUGCCUUAUGAAAUCCUUUCUAAGUGCUUAUCCAAUCUAUUUCUACUUGGUUAAAAUUAUACUUGAAAGUCUGGAACACUCAUGGCACAUUGGUUUGAUAAAUAGUGGAUAUAGUUAGUUUAAGGUAAUUUUGAGUCCAAAAUGUUUUGGCGGGUGUAAAAACUAGUGUAAAGUGUUCAAAACUCAUUCUGUUGUAUUCCAAAGGAAAAUCUGAAUCCUUAAAAAACUAGAAGUUUAAUAGUACUAUCUUGUAUGAAACAUAAAAUUGAUAGGAUAAAGGACAGAUUUGGCCACACCUUUUUAUAACAUAUCUAAACCUUGCUUUAGCAUAUUCCUGAACAAGGAUUAUUUAUAUCACAUGACCAACAUUUGUUUCUUUAAUUCAUUCUCGUGAAUCGCAAAAUUAUUCACGAGAACCAAAAUAUAUAAAAUAGAUAGUUUCAAAUUAAACCAAAAUUAACCAUGGGUAAAAAGGGAUUGGAUGAUGAGAUGAUUGCCUAGUGACUGUGUGAACAGAACUGUAACAACAGAGUUGCUUUCUUCAUUUUCUUUUCCUAAAAGAGAAAAAAAGAUUCUGACCUCAGUUUUACCCUCUAAAAGAGUUGUUUUCAUACUUGUACAAAAGUGAGGAAAUCAGCUUUCCUUAUUCUUUCUAUAGGAAAUUUGACCCACAGAGUCAUGUUUGUAAUUAUAUAACCCCAAACUAAGGUUUUACAAAUAUGUACAAACAUGGGCAUAAUGCUUAACUUACAGUGUGGAUUUGAUAUCAACACUAAAGAAUGAUGGAUGUUAGAGUAUACUCUAUCACAUUUGAGCAAGUAAAAUAGUAAAGCACUUAGUGAGCAUCCAUCCAUUCAAGUGUUACAUCAGUAACUUAGUUUGGACACAUAAAAGGAAUAUACAUAUGGCUUCCUAAAUGCAGAAUUACAUUUUAUUUGUGUAAUCUCACUGAAUAUUUAUAGUCCAUCUCUUCUCUAUUCUUAAAAAUAAGUGAAUUUUCACUGUUGGCACAUUUGAGGCUUAAAUAUGAGGAGCAUAACACUUGCAUUCUAAUUUUUGCAUAUAUAUUGUAAAUGUGUCUGGUAUUUACAGCAAAAUACUGCGUAUCCUUCUAUGGGUAAAAGAGAACUGAACAUUGCAUGCAUGUAAUGUGGUGAAUUUGUAAUUUAGGGAUUCUUUGGAGCUCCUGUGACUUUGGCGAUGCUUACAUUCAGGCCUUAAUGUUGCAUUAGCUAGCAUGUUUUCCUUCUGAUGUAUAUAGCCACUGUUGUAUAAAUUAAACUUUGCUUGUUUUCUACUCUGUGACUUUUCCAUAGCAUAUUUCACUGAUGAUAAGUUACUGUCAAAGAGUCAAAUCAGAUUAAAAUUAAUUCUCAUGUGUAAAUUGUGGAAAUUUGUGACUGGUGUGAUUUUUUUGUUUGUUUUUUGGUUUCUUUGUUUUUUGGUUUCCUUUCAAGUAAUAUUGUUCAGUUGUGACACUGACAUUGCUACAGAUUUCUCUGUUUGUAAUAAGCCUCACAUUAUAUUUAGGCAGUAUUAAGGGACCUUGGUUUUCUUCUCUGAGAUAGCAGCUGUUCCAAAGAAAAUACUUUUUCCUUGCCUGUUAAGAUUUGGCUGUCGUCUGCCAGUUGUUAAAAGGUUUUGGUUCCAAACUCAACCAGCAGUGUUGAGAGCUGAAUGUAAGAUAGCUGUUGUACUUUUUGCUUUCCAUCUGUUACUGUCCUUUCUUGACUCCCUGUUAUCUAUAAAUACCUGCUAUGAAGGAGAAAAGUUGAAUAAGAGUUGACUAAAAAAUUUUUAAAAAAAUAAAAAAAUUGAGGUUUUAGGAUUUUUGUGGUAACAAGCUGGUAUAGGCUGAAGCUGACAAGUGCAGGCACAAAAAUACCAUUUGAUCACAUCUGGGAUCCUUUUGAAAAAGUUAAGAAUAUAGGAAAGUAAAUUAGAAAUAAGUACAAAUGUUAAUAAAAAUAUUGUUUCCCUUGUUUUCUCUUUAUAUGUUAAGUGACUUGGCCUAAUUUUAUUUUUUUAAAUGUAUUCUUUUUUCUUGUAAUAUGAAUGUUGAUAUUUAAAGUUAGAGCCAUGUGGGCUUUCUUUUGUGUUAAUUGUUUAUCUCUGAGCUAACUAACUCUACAAGAUUAUUUGUGAUCUGGAUUUAUAUAUAAGCUGUUAAAUAUGUAUGAACUGUUAAAAUGGAAUGCAAGUUUUCAAAAGCCCAGGUCUAAAUGUAAUGAUUGGUUUAUUGUCCUACAACCCCAGCCCAUCAUUUUCCAUCUAAAUUAUAAACAAUAAACAAGAUAUACUCAGUGGUCAUUUCUAAUA
This is a messenger RNA of Choloepus didactylus (southern two-toed sloth), 5561 nucleotides long. It is a transcript of the gene PJA2, whose product is annotated as praja ring finger ubiquitin ligase 2. Lineage: Eukaryota; Metazoa; Chordata; Mammalia; Pilosa; Megalonychidae. The record is from RefSeq and is a predicted model, not a curated record. The transcript is spliced from 11 exons. Bases 365 to 2494 code for a protein of 709 amino acids.